This is a messenger RNA of Emys orbicularis (European pond turtle), 1242 nucleotides long. RefSeq names its product family with sequence similarity 76 member B (gene FAM76B). Gene Ontology annotation, cellular component: nuclear speck. Lineage: Eukaryota; Metazoa; Chordata; Testudines; Emydidae. Bases 1 to 1026 code for a protein of 341 amino acids. The transcript has 10 exons. The record is from RefSeq and is a predicted model, not a curated record.
AUGGCUGCGGCGGCGGCGCCGGCUCUGUACGCCUGCACCAAGUGCAACCAGCGCUACCCCUUCGAGGAGCUCUCCCAGGGCCAGCAGCUCUGCAAGGAAUGUCGAAUUGCACAUCCCAUGGUAAAAUGUACUUACUGCCGAUCAGAAUUCCAACAAGAGAGCAAAACUAACACAAUAUGCAAGAAAUGUGCCCAAAACGUGAAGCAGUUUGGAACGCCCAAGCCUUGUCAGUACUGUAAUAUUAUUGCAGCAUUUAUUGGCACUAAAUGCCAGCGUUGCACAAAUUCAGAAAAGAAAUAUGGACCACCUCAGACGUGUGAACAGUGCAAGCAGCAAUGUGCUUUUGAUCGCAAAGAGGAGGGAAGAAGGAAGGUUGAUGGGAAGCUGUUGUGUUGGCUUUGUACACUGUCCUACAAGAGAGUACUGCAGAAGACAAAGGAACAGAGGAAGAGCCUAGGGUCUUCACAUUCUAAUUCGUCAUCCUCGUCUCUUGCUGAGAAAGACCAGCAUCAUUCGAAACACCAUCAUCACCACCACCAUCAUCAUCGUCACAGCAGCAGCCAUCACAAAAUCAGCAAUCUGAGUCCAGAACAAGAUCAGGGAAUGUGGAAACAGAGCCAUAAAUCCUCUGCAGCUAUUCAGAAUGAAACUCCAAAGAAAAAACCCAAACUGGAAUCCAAGCCAUCCAAUGGAGAUAGUAGCUCUAUAAAUCAGUCAACAGACAGUGGGGGAACUGACAACUUUGUCCUCAUAAGUCAGUUGAAAGAAGAAGUGAUGUCACUCAAACGUCUUUUGCAGCAAAGAGAUCAGACUAUCUUAGAAAAAGAUAAAAAGUUGACAGAGUUGAAGGCAGACUUUCAGUACCAGGAGUCUAAUUUAAGGACAAAAAUGAACAGUAUGGAAAAAGCUCACAAGGAAACAGUGGAACAACUGCAGGCCAAAAACAGAGAACUACUCAAACAGGUUGCCGCAUUGUCAAAGGGUAAAAAGUUUGAUAAAAGUGGAAGUAUACUAACAUCUCCAUGAGGAACUGGUUACUUACUUGAGGAUUACUACUCAAUGUAAAUUUGAGUAAUUCUGUGAAGCCCUUAAAAUCCUGUGUAGUGGAAAAAUAUUUUUGCACACAAGAUUACUUGGCAUGUUUCCUACACUUUUAUAACUAAUAUGCAGCUUUUUAGUUAAACUGUUCAGAUAAAGUACUUCAACUGGCUUGAAGAAAUUUUUUAUUUUAUUUUUUUUUAU